Molecule: messenger RNA, 1983 nt
Organism: Pyrenophora tritici-repentis Pt-1C-BFP
Lineage: Eukaryota; Fungi; Ascomycota; Dothideomycetes; Pleosporales; Pleosporaceae
Source: RefSeq, a predicted model, not a curated record
AUGUUCGAUGACGGUGCGCACCACACACCUUAUAGCGGUGCAAAUGUAAAGCGCGCCCAGAGCGCUACCAAUACCACCACUCUAGAGCCCUACGACUAUGUCAUUGUCGGCUCUGGAGCUGGUGGUGGACCUCUCGCAGCCAGGCUUGCUCUCGGUGGCUACAAGGUCCUUCUCCUCGAAGCUGGCGGUGAUGAGACCAACAGCUUACAGUACAGAGUACCCGUCUUGCACGCUGUUGCUGCCGAAUACAAGGAAAUGGCAUGGAACUACUAUGUCAAGCAUUUCGAUGAGGAAGCAGAGAUGAGGAUGGACACCAAGCUCACCUACAAGCUACCUGAUGGUUCUAUGUACACUGGCGCCAAUCCCCCUUCCGGUGCCACGCCCCUCGGCAUCCUCUACCCACGUGUUGGUAGUUGGGGUGGUUGUACUUCUCACAAUGCCCUUAUCACCCUCUACCCGUACGAGAGUGAUUGGGAGCACAUUCAGCGUAUCACAGGCGAUGACUCUUGGGCACCAAGCCAGAUGCGGAAGUACUUCACACGUUUGGAGAAGUCGCGCUAUCUGCCUAGCAGCAUUGUUGGCCAUGGAUACGAUGGCUGGCUCACGACCUCGGUCACUGACUUGACCUUGAUUGCGCAAGACGCCAAGGUUAUCUCACUCGUCCUAGCUGCUGCCAGUGCUAUGGGCAAAGGUCUCAUCUCAUCACUUUUGAGUACAGCCACUGGCCUCGCUUCGGUUCUUACUCGCGACUUUAACCGCCCGGGCAAGUCUCGCGAUCAGCAAGAAGGUCUGUGGCAAAUUCCUCUCGCCAUGAAGGUCCCGGAAUACGAACGCGCUGGCCCCGUUGACUUCAUGCGUGAUGUCGUAAAUGCGAAGAACAGGGAUGGAAGCCGCAAGUACCAUCUCGACAUUCAGCUCAACACUUUGGUCACCAAGGUCAACUUCGCCCAGGUAAACGGCAAGCCCAAGGCCACUGGUGUCGACUUCUUGACCGGAAAAUCGCUCUACGCAGCAGACCCAAGGCACGACCCCCAAACCCACAAGGGUACCAAGGGAUCCGUCAAGGCUACUCGCGAGGUUAUUCUGUCUGCUGGUACCUUCAACACCCCUCAACUCUUGAUGCUCUCCGGCAUUGGCCCCAAGGACGAGCUCACGCGCCACAACAUCAAGGUUAUCAAGGAUCUCCCCGGUGUCGGCAAGAACCUUCAGGACCGCUACGAGGUUCCAGUCAUGGGCGAAGCCCCUUCCAAGCUUGCCCUACUCAACGGUUGCACUUUCCUUGAAGGCGAAGACAAGUGCCUUGAAAAGUGGGAGAAGCUUCCUCUCGGUAUUGGCAAGGGUGCCUACGCUACCAACGGUGUCGCAAUUGCUUACACUAAGAGGGCUUCCAACACCAUCAAUGGCAACGCUGAUCUCCUUAUUGCAGGUUGGCCCGCUGCUUUCAAUGGCUACUACCCCCAUUUCUUCAAGAAUGCUACGAAGGGCGGAAACCACUGGACAUGGCUCACUCUCAAGGCUGAAUCUCGCAACAACGCUGGCACCGUUACUCUGCGCAGCUCCAACCCCCAGGACGUCCCCGAGAUCCAGAAGAACAACUUCAAGGUUGGCGGUGACGAUGAUCUCCAGGCCUUGCUUGAAGGAAUGAAGCACAGUCGCAAGAUCUUCAACGAUCUCAUUCCUAUUGACGGCAAAUUCAAGGAAAUCUGGCCCGGCACACAUGUCAAGACCGACGAGCAGUUGAAGGAAUUCGCCAAGUAUCAGGCUUGGGGCCACCACGCUUCUUGCUCUUGCCCUAUAGGCGCCGACAAUGACCCGAUGGCUGUUCUCGACAGCAACUUCAAGGUACGCGGUGUUGAGGGUCUCCGUGUCGUGGAUGCUUCCGCCUUCGCCAAGAUCCCUGGUACUUUCAUUGUGGCUUCCAUUUACAUGAUCUCCGAGAAGGCAUCCGAUGUCAUUCUUGCGGCAGCUAGGUCUAGUCGCUAA